GAGCGGCAGUCAACGCCGAGGAACGUGCGCGUUUUAACGAACCAUUCCCAAUCGUCCAAUGACAUCAGAUCCUCUUUUGCGAUUCAUAUGCUGCUCACACUACCUCAUCUUCUGCUUCUUCAUCUUCUUCACUGAGGUAAAUCCGAUUUGAAUUGUCGAUAUAUACGCUGUAACGUUGUUGUUGAUCGGAGAUGGUUAAGGAGACGAAAUACUACGACGUGCUUGGGGUGAGUCCUACCGCCACUGAGGCCGAGAUCAAGAAAGCUUAUUACAUCAAGGCACGGCAAGUUCAUCCUGAUAAAAAUCCAAAUGAUCCUCUUGCAGCACAAAAUUUUCAAGUUUUGGGAGAGGCAUACCAGGUUUUGAGUGACCCUGCCCAAAGGCAAGCAUAUGAUGCUUAUGGAAAAUCAGGAAUCUCAACCGAUGCAAUUAUUGAUCCUGCCGCAAUAUUCGCAAUGCUUUUUGGUAGUGAACUUUUUGAGGACUACAUAGGACAGCUUGCCAUGGCAUCAAUGGCCUCACUAGACAUUUUCACGGAAGGGGAACAGUUUGAUGCUAAGAAACUGCAAGAGAAAAUGAGGGUUGUUCAGAAAGAGAGAGAAGAAAAGCUUGCUCAAAUAUUGAAAGAUCGACUCCACCAAUACGUCAAAGGAAACAAAAAGGACUUUGUUAGUCAUGCUGAAGCUGAAGUAUCGAGGCUCUCCAAUGCAGCCUAUGGUGUUGACAUGUUGAACACAAUUGGCUAUAUAUACGUGAGACAGGCAGCUAAAGAGCUUGGGAAAAAGGCAAUAUAUCUUGGUGUGCCAUUUGUUGCAGAAUGGUUUAGAAACAAAGGCCACUUCAUUAAAUCUCAAGUAACAGCAGCUACAGGUGCUAUUGCUUUGAUCCAGCUCCAGGAAGAUAUGAAAAAGCAGCUAAGUGCAGAAGGAAACUACAGUGAGGAAGAGCUUGAAGAAUACAUGCAAUCCCACAAGAAGUUAAUGAUUGAUUCCCUGUGGAAGCUUAAUGUUGCUGAUAUUGAAGCCACUCUUUCCCGUGUUUGCCAGAUGGUCCUUCAAGACAAUAACACAAAGAAAGAAGAACUUCGUGCACGGGCAAAGGGUUUAAAAACUCUUGGGAAAAUAUUCCAGAGGGCCAAAUCAGCCAAUGGAAAUGAGACUGAAAGUGUGUUUAGUGGAAAUUUCCAUAAACUGAAUGGAAAUAAACGAACCUAUGAUGCUACCUCUCCCAGUGCAUCGCCAAAAUCUUCAAGUCCCGAAGAGCCAUCAUAUAGUACAGUGGCACCACAGAGCCCCUAUGUUGAAGCCCCUCCACACAUCGUGGGUUCUCAGUUUAACUGUAACUUUCCAAAGCCAAUUGCACCACCUGGCGCCCAGAGACAUCCCUCGACGGGCAGGGACUGAGGAAGGAGAAGCAUGGCCCCAUCAAUGGAAAAGCUUGUAGCAUAGAUAAUGUGUCAUCAUGUUUUACAGCCUUGCAGGUGCAUUCUGGGUGAAGUUUUAGUUCUCAAUUUACUGAAUCUGUGUUCAUCAGAAGAUCUCAACUUCACCUGCGAGAGAGGAGGCAUCUUGUAAUGUUGUUUAUGAAGGAAAAUAUAUUUGUAUAACGGGGAUAACGAGAGAUGUAAGAAAUAUGUUUUUUUUGGGGUUAUUUUCUUGAGCUGGCUACCAAGCCUACCAUGGCCCUGCCUUGCCAUUGGAAUGAACUUUGCUGUAUUUUUUUUUUAAAAUGAGUUCAUGUGUGUGAUUUGGUUGUACGUGUAUAUUUAGAGUCGGUCUUUUGUUUGGAUAUCCUUUUGACUAAAAUACCUGUAUUAUUGAUUUUUAAGCAACCAAACAAACAUGAUUGCUCA
Messenger RNA from Tripterygium wilfordii, 1852 nucleotides. Its product is annotated as chaperone protein dnaJ 10-like. The record is from RefSeq and is a predicted model, not a curated record. The coding region runs from base 192 to 1403 and encodes 403 amino acids. Lineage: Eukaryota; Viridiplantae; Streptophyta; Magnoliopsida; Celastrales; Celastraceae. The transcript is spliced from 10 exons.